Molecule: messenger RNA, 1188 nt
Organism: Eimeria maxima
Lineage: Eukaryota; Apicomplexa; Conoidasida; Eucoccidiorida; Eimeriidae
Product: elongation factor ts, putative
Exons: 7
Coding region: 1-1188 (395 amino acids)
Biological process (GO): nucleobase-containing compound metabolic process
Cellular component (GO): cytoplasm
Molecular function (GO): ATP binding; AMP kinase activity
Source: RefSeq, a predicted model, not a curated record
AUGGAUGCCGAAAAGCCGUUUGCAAAAGAAUGUGAGGAGUACGCGGAGGCCCAGGGCCUCAGGGACAUGAUGCAGUCUUUCCUGAAGUUGCUGCUGCAGCACCAACCAGACGACCCGUUGCAGUUCCUCAUAGACCACUUAAAGCAGCAGCAAUUCCUCGAGGCCCAAGAACUACAGAAAGACACUCAUCGGGUGGAAGAUGAAGACAAAGAGCAGCAGCACGCGUCUCAAACGCAGCAGCAGCAGCUGGGACCCCCGCUGCGCCUGGUCAUGCUGGGUUUGCCUGGAAGCGAGAGGCACGAGGUGUCUGCCAGCCUGGCUGAGCGGUGGGGCCUCCCCUUGGUGUCCUCUGGGGCCCUUUUGCGCGCUCAUGCAGAUAAGUACCCCCGUGGCGAAGCUGCACGGGCCCUCAACUCCAGGACCUUGGCAAGAGACGAGCUCGUGGUGGAGUUGGUGUCUACCCAGCUGCAGCAGCUGCAACAGCAGCAGUGCGGGGGCUGGAUCCUCGAUGGAUUUCCGCGUACGCGAGCGCAGGCCGUGGCUCUGCUCGAUAUGCGCCUGUCGCCCGACCGCUGCUGUUUGCUGCUACCAGGGGAAGUCCACGCGCGGCACACCGAGGGGGUACUCGAAGUUUUGGGGCCCCUUGCAGAGACGGUCCCAGCUGAAGAAGGCGCAGAGCGCCUUAUCGAGACUUUAGAGGCGAGGUGCGGCCUCGACGGAGGUUCGAAGCUGCGUCUGCGACCUCCCAAACUUUGCAUCAUCGGGUCAUCUGCUAGCGGCAAGUCCACGCAGAGUGGUCUGCUCAACCGCCACUUCGGGGUCGUACAUGUUGACAUCCGCGAACUUCUGCUGCAGAAAGCGGCGCUCCUGGAGCUCGAGGCAGGAGUUGAGAGCUCAUUCGAGGAGUUGCUCAUAGAGCUGGUGGCGCAGCGCCUCGCCUCAGCAGACUGCGCACGCCGCGGUUGGGUCUUAGACGGGGUUCCGCAAACGGCACGCCAGGCGCUGCUGCUGCGGCAGCAUAAAAUUACUCCCGACUGUAUUCUGUUGCUGGAGGCCCCUGAGGUCAGCCUUCGUAGAUCUAGCCAUCUCACCUAUGCAUGCGCCAUGGGUUCAACUGCUUACUGCUUAGCUGGAGCUAGCCCUGUCACAACACUGCAGCACCCGGUAGAGCUCGAACCUCAUGGCUAA